ACAGCCUCCGUUGCUCCGUAACAUCAUCACCUUCGAAAGAAUCGCAAGAUGCCCUCCGAUGCAAAUAAACCUUGCGAAAGAAGAGCAAACUCCCGCUGUCAGUGACGUGGGCAAGCCCUCUUCCCUGCGUCUUUUAGUCACCCGUCGUCGGUCGCACGGCUUUCGUCCCAACUCACCCAAACUCUCCUUUGAGACGGAUAGGAUACCUUCCCUGUAUUGUCUGUAUUGCUAUCUGCUUUGCUCUCUUCUGUCGAAUGAAGGGUACACAACGCCUUGGAAUCACACUUCAUGACAAGCAAGCCAUCACAAUCUUGUUUGUGCUUGCCAACUGGCCAACUGCUGCGUCAUUUUCGACAUGUCGCCUUUCACUACUUGAAUCCCCAUUCCGGUGCAAUUUGUCAACCCCGCUCGCUCGCCCACCCACCGCCGCCGCAUCGUGACUACAGCUAGUCACCCAGGCGAAACCGACGUCUCAGCCAGGCUGAUUGAAACGGCACUCAACACGACGGAAAUAUACAACAUUGUAACACUUGUCUUGGCAAUCAAUCAUCCC
This is a messenger RNA of Colletotrichum destructivum, 553 nucleotides long. RefSeq lists its product as uncharacterized. Bases 59 to 292 code for a protein of 77 amino acids. The transcript has a single exon. Lineage: Eukaryota; Fungi; Ascomycota; Sordariomycetes; Glomerellales; Glomerellaceae. The record is from RefSeq and is a predicted model, not a curated record.